CACCAGCUGAUCGGAGCACGUCCAGAUCCGUCAUUAUUGUCGAUUUCUAAUGUAGUGAAUGUGAAGAAGAACUGUAGCGGCCAGGCUCACACGCUGCUGCCCUUCAGCGAGAAGCUGCUGUCCGUGCAGCGGACAGCGAAAGCCUCUUAGUUUUGGUUGAUACAUCAUCGAGGCCUACCAGGGAUGCUAAGCUAAGUAGUGAGCUGUCACCGUUAGCACGGUAAACUGUUGGCGAAAGAAGCGAACGGUCAGGGAAUAUCUUCCCAGCUAUACAGCUAUUUUUGUCUCAUGUAAAUGUAUCGAAAGUCUGUAUUGGGAAGUCUAUGAAAACCUGUUUUGUGAGCACAGACAACCUCUGACAGACCUUCUCUGAGCGUUUUUAUUCAGCCAAAACAUGUGGUUGAAACUGUUUUUCUUGCUCUUGUAUUUCAUAGUGUUGUUUAUGUUAGCGAGGAUUUUUGAGGCAGUAGUGUGGUAUGAGACUGGUAUGUUCGCUACGCAGCUUGUCGAUCCAGUUACACUCAGUUACAAGAAGUUAAAGACCAUCCUGGAAUGCCGAGGGCUGGGGUACUCCGGGCUGGCUGAGAAGAAGGAUGUGAGCGAGCUGGUAGAAAAAUCAGGAGAGUUGACACAGGGGGAGCUGUACUCUGCCAUAAAGACAGAGAAGGAGCAGACAGAGGCAGGAGAUUCCAGUACCACACACUUCAGUGGAGAGAUGCACUUUUAUGAAUUAGUGGAGGACACUAAAGAUGGGAUCUGGUUAGUUCAGGUCAUUGCUCGGGACCGUGAGGCUCUGCUUAGUCAGUCCAACUGGGGGAAGAUGGUACAGAAGGUGUCUCAGUUUGGUAUCAGAACUGGAACCUUCAACUGCUCCAGUGACUACAGGUCAUGUAUCAAGCGUGGCUGGCAGCACUCCACUCUCAUCAUGUCUGUUCCCCAAACUUCAGCAUCAAAGGGCAAAGUCAUGCUUAAAGAAUACAAUGGUCGUCGGGUUGAGAUUGAACACAUCUUCCGUUGGAUGACCUCACAUGUGGCUCAUCGCAUCAAAACCCUGCAUCAUUCUGAGCAGUUAAAGGAAGAAUGGCGUUCUGACCCAGCUCACCCAGUAAAGAUGUUUCUGUUUGCCCGUCUGUCCCAGCCACCUGCCUUUUUCUCCUCCCUGUCUGUCAAGUUCACUGGCAGGAUUGAGUUCAUCUUUGUGGAUGUACGUCACUGGGACAACCACACCAGCCUAUCAGAGAUUGGUGUGACACAGAGCCCGGCCUACAUCCUUAAGAUGCCUGAGGGCAUAUAUCGCUAUGGCAACAGCACUGGGGAGUUCCUGUCCCUUUCUGCCAUGGAUACUUUCCUGCGUUCAGUCCAGCCAGAGGUCAAUGAUCUGUUUGUUCUCAGUUUGGUCCUCAUCAACUUGCUGGCCUGGAUGGACCUCUUCAUUACACAGGGAGCGACGGUGAAACGAUUUGUAGUUCUGAUCCGAACACUUGGAACCUACAACUCCAUACUGCUGGUUUCCUGGCUUCCAGUUCUGGCUCUCCUUCAGCUGCCCUACCUGGACACUCUGUAUGGUUACAGUCUGAAGCUGCUUCGUUAUGCUGACACCACCACAAUAGCCAGCCUAGUGAGAGCUGACUGGACCUUCUAUUCAUCCCACCCAGCUCUCUUCCUGUCCACCUACCUAGCCCAUGGCCUACUAGUAGACUACUUUGAGAAGAAACGCCGCUGUGGCACCAGGAACCAAGAAGACAGCAGUACCAACCUGGAGUGGCUGGCUAGUCUGUGGGACUGGUACACUUCCUAUCUGCUCCAUCCAAUUGCAUCACUACAGCAGUUUCCAUCUGACCACUCAGAAUGGGAGGAUGAUCCUAACUUCUUAUUCGAGCGUUUGGCUUUUCCUGAUCUCUGGCUUCAUCCAUUAGUAAACAUGGAUUACAUUAAAACACUGCCAACCUGGAGGCUCAGAGCAGCUGGUCAGCACAGGGGGUGUUGUGGAAAGGUGGAUGAAGAAACACAUAGCCAACAUUCAGACAAAGAGAGUAAUGAACCGCUACACGGUAGCAACAGCCCCAAGAGAUCACUAUGUAGUGUGGAGUUCAACUUACAACUCUCUGUGUCCAGCGACAUGGAUGCCAGCGGCAGCUGUCAGUGUGCGUGUGCUGCUGCUGUAUCAUCUUUCUGCUGUCAUAGGAAUGCAAGCUCCCUGCCAGCCGACCGGGUACUGGAGGACAACUGCCUCAUACUUGACGGUGUCUCUAACCAUCAGCACUGUGAUUGGUCGAUGUGGCCCUGUGACAUGCUUCAGUGUUCAGAAUGUGUGGUUUGUUUGGAGACCUUUGUGACUGAGGAGAUACUGAUGGGUCUGCCCUGUGGCCAUGCUUUCCAUCAGCAGUGCAUUGUGGUGUGGCUGGCAGCAGGUAGACACUGCUGCCCAGUAUGUCGCUGGCCUAGCUACAAAAAGAAACCGCAGAGAGCUGCACAAAGCAGCUCUACUGAAAACACAGUACAGGACUAAUCAGAUGCUGAAUGCUUCUCAUCUUCAUGUCUCUCUUCAGACUCACUGGGUAAUUUAAACUGUGUCUUACCAUCAAGAAUAAUUAAGAAGGAAACACGGUCAGUAAAUGUAAUUACGGCUUCUGUUAUUAUGAGCCAUUUGUAAUCUUUACUUCCAUUCCUGUUGAUGGCCACAAUGACAGCUGAAACUAUCAAAGCCACAGUCACAGUCAAAGUCACAGUGCUUUUUGUCUAGACAGGAUAUUGAUUCUCACAGUAACCAUACAUGUAGCCACAAUUAACAAUGUAGUGCAGUGAAAACAUUUCUAAUUUUACCUUUCUCAAGUCUUAAAGUUUGGCUGUUGUCAAACUGAGAGGAAAAUGUUAUCUAUUCAGCCCAAUAAUAACCCUCCCAAUUAGAUUUCUUUCAAGGGCAGGACAAGAAGUGACUUGUCAGAACACAUUAAUAUACAAACAUAAUGUACACUUUGUGCUCCAUCCUAUAUCAUGGCCAUCUUACAGAUCCAAAAAAAAAAAAAGCCCUUGCUUUGUGUUUGCAUUGUAAAUUUAAUUUUGUUAUGAACUGGAUAAAAAUGAAGUGCAAUUCAAAUGGGUAAAUUGGAUGUGAAAAUAUUGUGGAGCCUAUCUAUAAACACUGUCAGUUUCCCCCAGAAACCUUUAGAAUUAUUUUGCUGACACUUUGUUUCAUAGCUGGUCAAUAAUAGCUGGCAGAGCUCAUUCCUCUCUAUUGCAGUACUUCAGCGGCGACUUCUAAGGAACCUUGUAUACAGGUUAUGGCCAUAGUGUGCAUACGUUUUACAGAAUAACCUUCUUUCUUCUAACCAGUCAACUAUUAUGAUGUACAUUUAAUCUCACUGGAUCAUGUUGGUGGAACAUCCCUGAAAUCAGAAGGUGGGAUUAUUUUUUUAAUCAGAAAAUGGAGCUUUGAUGUUUCUAAGCUGAUUCAGAAUAUUGGUCCUGCCAAUUGUAGGCUGUUAUCCAUUGUAAAGUGCCUCACUGGCAUUGUUUGCCUGCACCUUUAAUUUUCUUUUUGAUGCUGUAUCUUUAUGGUCUCUGAAUACUAAACCAAACUAAAUGUCACUUGUCACAAAAUUGGGCUUCAUAUGCGUGAGGAUUAAAUUAAGGUUCAUCUGCAUGCUUCAAACACAAAUUGUUUUUGGAAUAAACCAUGUGGGUAAUAUGAUGCAUACUGACUGUGAGCACCAGAAACACUGUUAACAUGGUGGCUGUGACUGUGAUCAGAGUAAAUGGCACAGGUGAUGUACAGCAGCACCCAAAACAGUCACUUUUCGUUUUCCUAGCUAAAAGCUAGUAGAUUAUAUUGUUAUGAGACUAUAUGAUCUGCAUCGUCAGUGAGUUGUUAGACCAUACUGUCUCCAAAAAUGUGAUAUUUUUUAUUACAUUUUAUUUUGUGACAGAUAUGCACUGAUCAGCUGGAACAUUGAAACCAUCUAUGUAAUAUUCCUUAGAUUCCUCUUUCACUCCUAAAAGCUCUGACACUUCUGCUUGCUCCAGUGCAUCCUGUGAAUGCUCAAUGGUGACUGGGAUAUUGGGAGUUUGGAGGCUGGAUCAGUGCUUUGAUCUGAGCAAUUUUUGGUGUCAAGCGUUGUCCUGCUAGUUUAGGCUGCUCCCAUCUGGGGCUGGCAUGAUGGUGGGUUGUCUAGGUCUGCAACAGUGCUUAGGUGGAUGAUACCUAUAUCCACAUGAAUGCAUGCAAGGUUUCCAGGCAAAUACUGCAUUGUAAUUAAAAGAUCACAUUUCCCCUCUCAGUGGUUUAAUGUAGUGGUUAAUCAGUGAAAACACUUGCCAGAAUUGCUCAUAAUGGCCUUUGUUGUAGUUCAAGCUUAAGUAUCUUCAGGCCCAUAUUUGGCCAUGGUUGUUACACAAGGGUUAAACAAUACCAACUAAACUUUUUGCUGCUGGUCACAAAACACAUGUAAAGCUGCACUAACUGAUAACUGUUUUUAACAGUGGGUCAAAUGACUCAUAGCAUGAAAUUUAACAGUGUUAUCUUUAACUGUUAAUCACCAAGUGUGCAGCACAUUUUAACCUCUUGUUUUUUUGCUUGUUCAAGUAAAACUUGUUUUUUGUUCACUUAAUUUCCAGUUGCAGGAAGCAGUUUUAAUAAACCCCUGCGAACAUGAGCUGGUGAGCCCAGUGGAGUAUUAAGCAGCUAAAUAGAGAACUCCAUCAGGACUUAGACAAGACAAAACCGGUGCUAAAGAGGUGAUAUUAUUCUGUAAUGUGGAGUCAUAAAACCCAGUGGGAUUAUUUAAUCACUGCAGCACAAUUACAGACUUCAAAAUGUAGUAUGUGUUAUGGCAUGCAUCCCACCCACACCUCUGUGAAGCGGAAAAGUACCUGGACAGAAUACUUCCUGUGGCUUUUGGCAGCCUUGAUGAAAAGUGGAGAAGUAAUUGAGACAAUGAGAUAUAAAUUUAACAAAGUGCAUAUCAUGUAUGAAAUGAGAAAAUUCCAAAUCUUUGGUCAUGUUGCAUGGAAGAUUCCCUCUUAAUUCUUAAAGGCUUUGAUCAGCAUGCAGGGGUUUAUUUUUCUUUCAUUAUACCUUUUGACUUCAAGUAAUUGAGCUGCAGCCAUUCACUCACCUGUGGUCUGAUGGCAUUUAUGAGCAGCUUGUCAUAGUAAGCAUACAGUUCAGUUAGCUGUCAUGGCUAUCCCCAUAGAAGGAACACGCAGCACUAACACUGAGAAUAUUUGAACCUGUUUAACUGGUUUAUUAAAAUGUAAUCAAGCGAUCAUUUGAGAUUUGGAAUUGGAGGCUUUGCCUAAACACAUCAGGAUGAAACAUACUUUUAGACCUUCACUUAGUAAGUGCACAUGUCACCCAGCUAAGGAUGCCAAGAGUCUGUACUGUGUGACCUUUGGUUUAAUUUACAAUUUAGCUUGAAACUCUCACAUGCCAGUGAUGUCAUAUCUAAAAUGUUUCCAGUAGAGCCUACUAGCAAAUUAUUACUGGCAUUAUUUCCAAACAUCCUAAUCUUUAAAGCGUGCUUAACCAUAAUCUUUCAGCUUAUCUCUGUCCUCUUUCUCCAUGCUAAGGACAAGACAAAAUAUACAUGUAGAGCAGUAACAAUCAGAAGAUUAAAGAUGUGUUUCAGA
Molecule: messenger RNA, 5628 nt
Organism: Archocentrus centrarchus (flier cichlid)
Lineage: Eukaryota; Metazoa; Chordata; Actinopteri; Cichliformes; Cichlidae
Gene: rnf103
Product: ring finger protein 103
Exons: 7
Coding region: 395-2509 (704 amino acids)
Biological process (GO): ERAD pathway; protein ubiquitination
Cellular component (GO): endoplasmic reticulum
Molecular function (GO): ubiquitin-protein transferase activity
Source: RefSeq, a predicted model, not a curated record